Messenger RNA from Myxozyma melibiosi, 909 nucleotides. RefSeq lists its product as uncharacterized. Lineage: Eukaryota; Fungi; Ascomycota; Lipomycetes; Lipomycetales; Lipomycetaceae. Bases 1 to 909 code for a protein of 302 amino acids. The record is from RefSeq and is a predicted model, not a curated record. The transcript has 2 exons.
AUGUCGGUUCUUCCUCAACCAAAUCAAGGCCUUCACGCAAGCGAGCCAGAUCCGCAAAGUUACGAAACCUCUCGAUUACUGCUCCGUGAUGUUACUGUUCCAACGCAGAUUCCUGACGCGUUCAAUAUCGGCACUCCAGAUCCACAGUUAGCUCAAAGGGCCAAAAACUCGGCAAAAGCAUCGAUUGAGGCACAUCUUACCUCUCUGCUCGACAGAAAGACUGGGAAAUCAGGCUUUGAAGAUCCUGCUCUUUGCCACAUCAACUACAAACUCGCUCGUGGUUCGUCGUCUUUGGAAAUCAUCAAAAACAGCUCCCUCGACCCCGUUCGACGGUUGCAGGACUUGAGGAAAGGCUGCUUUGUUGAGAAUUCUCUAGACGAGAUGCGAGCGAAGAACUUGAAGUUCAGAUGGCUGUGCCCGGUGGCUCAGUUCAGUUCGUCAAGUCUUCUGUACAAGAAGAAACUGGACAUCCCGGACAACGCUCGGGGACUAUCGAACAGUCAAAUUUACCACAGAGCGAUGGAAUUUCUCAACUAUCUCAAGGAAAGCAAUUUCAUAGUCGCGACCAGCACCAUCAGUCCCAUAGGCAUCAUCAUCGUCAUCGCCAUCACCAGUCGAGUGAACACAAGCACCAGCGUCAAAGCCACCACUCGAGUUCGCGACCGGCAGAGUCAUCAAAUUCGCGACCGGCAGAGUCAUCACGGCACCGAUCUCAUCAUCAUUCAAGACAUCGGGCAUCAGAAGUCUAGGCUUCAUUGCAUUACUAUCUCUGCUAGCGAAUAUAAGAGGGCCGCCCUCAAAUGCGCCGUGCAAAUGCUGAGCAACAACCCCGUGCUCUAUGGCAAAUAUGACAAUAUGCCGAGCUACCGACCAGUGAUCAUCCUCGAAGACUUGACCAUGAAGCUUUGA